CAGUUUAGUUGUCAAAUUAUACAAUAAUAACAUUGGGGUUUAGGGUUUUUGUAAUAUAUAAUGCAAUUAAAAGGAUUAUUUAAAUGAAAAAUCCAUUUUUAUUUCUUUUAAAUAUCGUUGUUUUUGAUUGAGUAUACUGUGAAUUUAUAUUUUUGUAUAUUACGAUAACUUUUCAUUCAUUUUCAUCGAAAGAAGAGAACAUAACCUAACAUUGUAACAAUAAUCAGCUGAAAUCGUUUAAAAAUGUCUGAAGAGAAGAAUAAGUCGUCUGCAGAAGCAAAACCUGCAUCAAAUGAUACUAAUAAGAGCCAAUCGGAGACUGCACCAAAGAAGGAUGAAGCCUGGGGUUACGAUUUGUAUCCCGAAAGACGCGGUACCUUUACACCGAAAUUAAGUAAUAUUCUGAUCGGUAAAGAAGGAAAAGAGAACAUUGAUAAGUUUAAAUGUGAACAGCACGUCUAUGAGUGUGUCAAAAACAGUUCUAUUGUAAAGGUAAUGAUGGCCGCUUUGAAAAGUUCUGGAUGCCCUAUAGACAUUCGGCGACACAUAUCAUGUGAAAUAUGUGACUACUCUGUCAGUGGGGGCUAUGAUCCAGAAUUGAAUCAGAUAGUCGUCUGCCAAAAUGUUUCAACCCGUCAAGGAAUGGUGCAAGGAGUACUAGCACAUGAAAUGAUACACAUGUUUGACUACUGCCGGAACCAGCUGGACUUCAAGAAUAUGGAACAUCUAGCUUGCACGGAGAUUAGGGCAGCUAACCUUACACAUUGCUCCUUUGCAAGUGCCUGGUCACAGGGUGAUGCUUCAUGGGGCAAAAUUAAAAAGGCACAUCAGGAUUGUGUGAAAACCAAGGCUCUAUAUUCUGUGCUGGCUGUCAGACAAAUUGGCAUGAAAGAGGCUGUGGACAUAAUCGAAAAAGUCUUCCCCAAAUGCUAUGAGGACCUGGAGCCAAUAGGAAGAAGGAUAAGAAGGAACUCUGAUGAUAUGCUCAAGGCAUUCAAAGAAGCAGCAUAUUAUGGGUAUGAAUAGUUUAAUAGCACUAAUUGUUGGUUAUUAUGUAGAUAGUGUAAUAUAUGUAUGUACAAUACAAUCAAAUAGAGAAAUAUGUUAAAUAAAACAGCUGGAAAAUGAUUUAAAAUAA
Spodoptera frugiperda (fall armyworm) is the source of this 1138-nucleotide messenger RNA. Its product is annotated as mitochondrial inner membrane protease ATP23 homolog. Gene Ontology annotation, cellular component: extrinsic component of mitochondrial inner membrane. Gene Ontology annotation, biological process: mitochondrial proton-transporting ATP synthase complex assembly; mitochondrial protein processing. Bases 244 to 1026 code for a protein of 260 amino acids. Lineage: Eukaryota; Metazoa; Arthropoda; Insecta; Lepidoptera; Noctuidae. The record is from RefSeq and is a predicted model, not a curated record. The transcript has 5 exons. Gene Ontology annotation, molecular function: metalloendopeptidase activity.